Messenger RNA from Cheilinus undulatus (humphead wrasse), 1865 nucleotides. Its product is annotated as ATP-sensitive inward rectifier potassium channel 12-like. Bases 132 to 1865 code for a protein of 577 amino acids. The transcript is spliced from 3 exons. The record is from RefSeq and is a predicted model, not a curated record. Gene Ontology annotation, cellular component: plasma membrane. Gene Ontology annotation, biological process: regulation of monoatomic ion transmembrane transport; potassium ion import across plasma membrane. NCBI's taxonomy places the organism in Eukaryota, Metazoa, Chordata, Actinopteri, Labriformes, Labridae. Gene Ontology annotation, molecular function: inward rectifier potassium channel activity.
ACCAAUGGUAGUGUUGAAGUGAUUCAGUCUGCAGUGACACCUGGAAAAUGUAUCAUGAGGAGGCAGCGCUGCUAACCAACACAAGACAGACCUGAGCUCAUACUGCCUCCCUGUCCAGCUACAGUUCUUUAAUGGUUGGAACUGCCCGCCCCAACCUACAUUACUGCCCUCGCAGACACAGCCUGAUGAUCACCGGUGCCAUGGGAGCGGUGCGAGUCAACAGAUACAGCAUCGUUUCCACAGAUGAAGAUGCCCUGAAGAUCUCCAGCCUGGGCCUCCACAACGGCCACAGCCCUCUGGCUCAGCAGACCCUGUCGGGGGCCUCCUGCAUGCGGGGUGAAGAAGAUGGUGAAGAGUGUCCGGGUAGUGAUGAGGGAAGAGGGGCUUUGUCUUUGAGAGUGGCUAAUGAACCCAUCAUGCACAAAAGCUGCCGUAAUUCUCCUUCCUGUCGUCUGGAUCUGGAUAUGAGCGUUGGCCGCCUGCGCAGUCGCUUUGUGAAAAAGAACGGUCAGUGCAAUGUGGUGUUCAACAACAUGGAGGAUAAGCAAAGACGAUACUUGGCCGAUAUUUUCACCACCUGUGUGGACAUACGUUGGCGCUACCUGCUGCUCAUUUUCACCAGUACCUUCCUUCUGUCUUGGUUGGUGUUCGGGUUCAUUUUCUGGGGAGUGGCGCUUGCUCAUGGAGACUUUAACAUUCCUAUUCCUGUAAAGGAAGGGGAUCCUCGAAGCAGCACGGAUGAGGAAAAAGACGAAUGGCGGCCAUGUAUUCUUCACAUCCAGGGUUUCAUUGGGGCAUUCCUCUUCUCCAUAGAGACGCAAACCACCAUUGGAUAUGGUUUUAGGUGUGUCACUGAGGAGUGCCCGAUUGCUGUGGUGACUGUGGUGGUCCAGUCCAUCGUGGGCUGCAUUAUUGACUCCUUCAUGAUCGGCACCAUCAUGGCAAAGAUGGUGCGACCCAAAAAACGGGCACAAACAUUGCUGUUCUCGCAUCAUGCGGUCAUCGCCAUGCGAGAUGGUAAACUGUGCCUGAUGUGGCGCCUGGGGAACAUGCGCAAGAGCCACAUUGUGGAAGCUCACGUUCGCGCUCAGCUAAUAAAGCCCCAUGUGACAGCAGAGGGUGAAUACCUCCCUAUGGAGCAAACAGACAUUGAUGUAGGCUAUGAUGAUGGGCUGGAUCGACUGUUUCUGGUGUCACCACUGGUGGUGGUCCAUGAGAUCAACAAGAACAGUCCUCUGUAUAACUUGAGCCGCAACGACCUGCAGAAGGAGGAAUUUGAGAUCGUGGUCAUCCUGGAGGGAAUGGUGGAGGCCACGGCUAUGACCACUCAGGCCCGUAGCUCCUACUUAGCCAAGGAGAUCCUGUGGGGUCACCGUUUUGAGCCUGUGGUCUUCGAGCAGGGGGACCGUUACCAUGUGGACUAUUCCCGCUUUCAUAAGACCUAUGAAGUGCCAUCUACGCCUCACUGCAGUGCCAGGGAAUUGAGCCAGAUGACUGGUCGAGGUGGGCAGUCCUCUUCUUCCAGCUCAAGUUUUUCCCAGUCUCCAUCACCGUUUGCCCCAAGGGCAGCUCGGCACCUACUUGGCCCUCACUCCCCCAGUGCUUUCUGCUACGAGAACGAGGUAGCGCUGUGCUGCGGGGAUGAUGAGGAUGAGGGGGCUGUAAAAGAGGAGCCAGCGAACAUGAUUGUAAGAUGUGACAGAGAGGUAAAGAUGAGAGAGGACAUUCAUUUGGGAUUCAAAGAGACAUUUGUAGAGGAGCAGACGGUGGAGAUGCUUUGUGUUCUGGACUCAGAGAAUCAGAUCAACCUUGACAGACUACAGCCCACCCUACCUUUAUACAUCAGCAGAGAGUCAGGAGUUUGA